UCUCCAGUUUAGGAUGAUGAGUUUAUGAUCGCUUCAUGAGGUCAACCGGUGUGUGUUUCUGUGACAGUCUCGACUCUCACGCAUAAACAGAAAGAGACACAUCCGCGUGCGUUAUCUUUCUCUCAUCGCGAUUCACAUCUGACUUCAAAACUUGCAGUGACAACUUUAAGACCUGGACAUCCGGAUAUUAUUAACUAACGUGACUGCGUGUGAACCUACAGCCAUGUCCACAGCUGUAGUGAUGGACCAUUCAGGAGCUGAUGCCAGCCUCCUCCAGUCCUGUGGAACAGCAGACAGUCUCGCCUCCCUGGAAGAUGCCACCGCCGAGUCUACAGCAAAUGAGUCAUCGGAGGAGGAAUCAGCAUGUGCCAGAGAAGAGCAAUCAAAUACCAAAGCCCAACAGAGCACACACACAGAAUCAGGUGCCGCCCCUCGUCCCAACUCGCUCUCCCUGCCCGCUAAGGGCAUAGAGCUCUGGACGACACACAGGGAUGGAGAGGUGAAGCUCAGGAUUGGUGAGUCCGGCCCUGAGGCUGAACCCCCGUUGACUGUGAACCAGAUGUUCACUUCUACAGUCCAACGCUUUGGCAACUACAACGCGCUGGGCUGGAAAGAUGGAGAGCAGUGGAAAACCAUGACAUACAACGAGUACUACAAGUCUUGCCGCACUGCUGCCAAGAGCUUCCUCAAGCUUGGUCUGGAGCGGUACCACGGCGUCGGUAUCCUCGGGUUUAACGCUGUCGAGUGGUUUAUUGCUGACAUCGGGGCUAUUUUAGCUGGGGGGUUUGCUGUGGGGAUCUACACCACCAACUCACCCGAGGCGUGCCAGUAUGUGGCGGAGAACUGCCAGGCCAACAUCCUUGUGGUGGAAAACCACAAACAGCUUCAGAAGGUCUUGCAGGUCCAGGACAAAUUACCGCACCUAAAAGCCAUUAUCCAAUACAAAGAUGAGCUGAAAGAGAAGAAGCCCAAUCUCUACACGUGGGCAGAGUUUAUGGACCUGGGCCGCGAAGAGCCUGAUACUCAGCUGGAUGAUAUCAUCAGCUCCCAGAAACCCAAUCAGUGCUGCACACUGAUCUACACAUCCGGAACCACGGGCCAGCCAAAGGGAGUCAUGCUUAGUCACGACAAUCUCACAUGGACAGCAUUUGCAACGGGCCGAGAUGUGACCCUGACAGAUGCAGAUAAGCUACAGGAAGUGGUCGUGAGUUACCUGCCACUCAGCCACAUUGCUGCACAGAUGAUUGACAUCUGGCUUCCCAUGAAAGCAGGAGGAGUCACAUACUUUGCACAGCCUGAUGCACUAAAGGGUUCUUUGGCUAACACUCUACGAGAAAUACGUCCUACCGCGUUCAUGGGUGUGCCGCGGGUGUGGGAGAAGAUGCAGGAAAAGAUGAAGUCGAUUGGAGCCAAAUCGUCCACCGUGCGCCGAAAGGUGGCGUCCUGGGCCAAAGACGUGGGCCUGCAGACCAACCUCAACAAAAUGGAGCUUAAUGGCAGCCUGUCCAGAAAGCCAUUAAACUAUCGACUGGCGAAGCGUCUGGUGUUCCGGAAGGUUCGGAAGGCGCUGGGACUGGAUCGCUGUACGAGGUGCUACACGGGAGCAGCUCCCAUAACCAAAGACACACUGGAGUUUUUCCUCAGUCUGGACAUUCCUCUGUUUGAGCUCUAUGGCAUGAGCGAGAGCUCUGGACCGCACACCAUCUCCGUGUCCGAUGCCUUCAGACUCACCAGCUGUGGAAAGGUGAUUCCAGGCUGCAAGACAAAGAUCUUCAAUCCUGAUGCCGAUGGCAAUGGAGAGAUUUGUUUCUGGGGCCGUCAUGUGUUCAUGGGCUACUUGAAUAUGCUUGAUAAAACCGAAGAGGCUCUGGAUGCAGAUGGCUGGCUGCACUCGGGUGACCUCGGAAAACACGACCAGGAUGACUUCCUGUUUAUCACCGGACGCAUUAAAGAAUUGAUCAUCACAGCCGGAGGUGAAAAUAUUCCCCCAGUGCCCAUUGAGGAUGCUGUUAAAGAGGCCGUUCCGCUCAUCAGCAAUUCCAUGCUUAUCGGAGACAAGAGAAAGUUCCUCUCCAUGCUGCUCACCAUUAAGUGUCAGGUAAACAACGAAACGGGCUCUCCCGAAGACGAACUGACUCCUGAGGCGGUGGAGUUGUGUCGUAAACUCGGCAGCAACUCCACGCGAGUCAGCGAGAUCGCCGGUGGCCGUGACCGAGUCGUACACGCGGCUAUUCAAGAAGGCAUCAACCGCGUCAACGAGAAAGCCACCUCUAACGCCCAGCGCAUCCAGAAAUGGACCGUUUUGGAGAAGGAUUUCUCAAUCCCUGGCGGAGAGCUGGGGCCCACGAUGAAGCUCAAGAGGCCAGUGGUCACGAAGAUGUACAAAGACCAGAUUGAGAACUUUUACAAAGAAGUCUUGACCCCAGCCACCCCAGACAACCCUUUGCCUCCUAAAUAGGUCUCCAACAAAAAGUCGGAGACAGGAGACAAGGGGACAGACAUGGUCUAAAAAAACACACUUACACUCAGACCUUGUGUUUUGUUUGUCCAUUUUUUAGUUAAUAUUUGUUCACGGUUUUUUAAUUGUUGUUUAUUUCAUAUGGUUUACAUUUUUCUGUAUUAUAGUAAGAAAGAAAACAUGUUUAAAAAACAAAAAGCCAUUUGUGAAUUUGACUUUUUUUUAUUUUUGUGGUGAUGUGCUAUUUAUUUUCUUGCCUAAUUAUAAUGAAGUGUCUUUUGAGCCAUGUUCUUGAUUUAUAUGUAAGUGCAGGUGACUUGAAUGUCCGUGUUCAAAGAUGCCAGUUAAUUUAUGGUUUAAUUUAACAACAAAGUUUUAGAAAUCUUAAUACCUAACAAGCGAACUUACACAUCAGACAUGACUGAAUACUUUGAGAAAAGCAUUUUGUGGUUGUGCUCUUUCAUCAAUGGCACUGCUGCCACCAAAAAGACUGACUGCUUAAAGAAAACUAGUAACAACCUCAAGACGUUCUGUGAAGAUCAUUUAGCAAGAAUCCCAUUCCAUAUAAGCCAUAAAUGUUCUGUUAGUUUUUUGUUACCAAAUGUGUCAUUUGAAUGUUUGUUUCGCUUAUGCAGUUGGAUAAUUUUGUCAUUCGAAUUCUUUGUAAAAAUGAAUCUGUUAUAUAAUGUAAAUACAUAAUGCAUACAUUUGUUUUGAUGCCUUUGCUGUGUCAAUCCUUAAAGUAGCAAGAGGUUGGAUGUCAUGCAGUCUUUAUGAAAAACCAUAUAAUCAGAAUUGAAAGAACAGGUUAAUAUUUAACUUAUGAAAACGGGGAUGUGAAGGAGCUGGUGUGAGGAGAUCAGAAUUUGAGUCACCAAGCUAUGUUGCAUUAUU
Molecule: messenger RNA, 3352 nt
Organism: Carassius carassius (crucian carp)
Lineage: Eukaryota; Metazoa; Chordata; Actinopteri; Cypriniformes; Cyprinidae
Product: long-chain-fatty-acid--CoA ligase ACSBG2-like
Exons: 15
Coding region: 224-2458 (744 amino acids)
Cellular component (GO): membrane; endoplasmic reticulum
Molecular function (GO): long-chain fatty acid-CoA ligase activity
Source: RefSeq, a predicted model, not a curated record